Messenger RNA from Spirometra erinaceieuropaei, 1032 nucleotides. The record is from the annotation of a GenBank genome assembly. Lineage: Eukaryota; Metazoa; Platyhelminthes; Cestoda; Diphyllobothriidea; Diphyllobothriidae.
AUGGCAGCGACAAUGGUGAUCCCCACCACCACCACCACCACCACCACCACCACCACCACCAACAACAACAACAACAACAACAACAAUAACAACGACAAAAUUGAAGACUUGAUCCUAGCAUGUCCUCACUGCGACCGCACAACCGCUCAAGUUCUUGGCCCUACUUUGUUCAUCAUUUACGUCAACGAUUGCGUGAGUGAACUGGAUUGUGGUGUCGCCAUGUUUGCGGAUGACAUUAAGCUCUGGAGCGUCAUUCGAACUGCAGAUGACGAAGAGCAUCUGCAGGCGAACCUAAAUCGACUCCAACAGUGGUCAAGGGCCUGGCUUCUGCCGUUCAACGAGAAAAAGUGUAAUAUUCUACGAGUCGGCAGAGCUCGCUCUCCGAACCAUAUGGCCUACUGCCUAAAUGGUAUACCACUGCAAGAAGUGGACUCGCAGAAGGACUUGGGAGUAUGGAUUACGACCUCACUCAAACCCUCGCUGCACUGCACGAAGAUAGCCAAGUCUGCAAUGUCAGUCCUCUACCUUGUCAAGCGGGCUUUCUCUGCCUUUGACGAAGACUGCUUCGCUAAAGUCUUUCGAACUUUUGUGCGUCCGCAACUAGAAUUUGCUAUCCAAGCUUGGAGACCCUGGACCGCGAAGGACCUCAGCAUCCUUGAAAGGGUUCAAAGGCGUGCAACGAAACUUGUGGCAGGACAGGGUUCACUACCAUAUGCAACGCGGUUAGCUAACCUUCAUCUCUUUCCCUUGAGUUACAGGCAGUUACGGGGUGACCUGAUACAAGUCUUCCGUAUCAUACGCGGUCAGGACUGCAGCCUCAUACCGGGUGACUUCUUCGAGUUAGCAACCACCACAAAUCUACGAGGCCAUCCAUUCAAACUACGUGUGACAGGGGCCAGACUGGACACACGAAAGUUCUUCUUCUCCAACAGAGUGGUAGAAGCCUGGAAUGCCCUGCCUGUGGAUGUCGUUAUGUCUGCUUCCGUCGAGGUUUUUAAGAGGAAGCUGGAUUUGUGUAGCAGUGUGCACUAA